Molecule: messenger RNA, 4281 nt
Organism: Sphaeramia orbicularis (orbiculate cardinalfish)
Lineage: Eukaryota; Metazoa; Chordata; Actinopteri; Kurtiformes; Apogonidae
Product: alpha-protein kinase 1-like
Exons: 14
Coding region: 150-3524 (1124 amino acids)
Biological process (GO): cytoplasmic pattern recognition receptor signaling pathway; protein phosphorylation; innate immune response
Cellular component (GO): cilium
Molecular function (GO): monosaccharide binding; ATP binding; protein serine/threonine kinase activity
Source: RefSeq, a predicted model, not a curated record
GAAAAAUGAAGUGAAUGCUUUUAUUUCUCUGGGAUUUUAACAGAAUCACCUGUCAUUGAAGGAAACAGGAGUGAAGAGUGUGAAAGAAAAGAGUGAAAAUCUCUUCAUCACUUCAUCAGCAGCAACAACAUCAGCAUCUGUUCACCAGAAUGGACAGCCAGGUGGUGGGACGUUUACUGGAUGACUGCCUGAAUGCACUGGCUAAGCAGCCUGACCAGCCCACUGAAACCCAGAGACUGAGCUUCUACAGCUGCAGAGAGGGACUAUGUGCAGAACUGGCCUCUCUUCUGCAAGAGGCAAUAGAAAUGAAGUGGCCUUUUGUGCCAGAGAAGUGGCAGUACAAGCAGGCAGUUGGUGCCAAUGACAAAACCAACCUGAGUGACCUUAUAAGACAGCACCUUCCUCAGUUACUGGCCUUUCUAAAAGCUACCAUUGUGGCUCAGGAGGCGCGCUCAGCUCUGUCAGUUGCUUUCUUAAUGGACCGUUUCCUUUACUGGACAGAUGAGUCCACCCGACUGCUGAAGAUCACCAAGCUGCUUCACGCACACCACCGUGACAUUCCUGUAGCCCCUCAGCUGGUCAUUCGACAGGCCAGGGUCUAUCUGAACUCUGGCAAGCUGGAGAAGGCCGAAUACAUACUCAGUAAUCUCAUUAACAACAGUGGAGAUAUAGGUUGCUGGGUGUAUCAGUCUGACAGUGACAGGGCUCUGGUGCAGGCUGUUAGUGUUCAAGUGCGAGGAAUGAUUUUACAAAAGCUGGGCCUGUGGCUGGAGGCUGCUGAGCUGAUCUGGGCUUCUUUGGUGGGUUACUACGCACUUCCUCAACCUGAUAAAAAGGGUAUUGGAACCUCUCUUGGCUUAUUAGCGAACAUACUGGUGUCUAUGAAUGAUGACGAUUUCCAUGCUUUUAAAACUAAUCCAGAUAUUGAUUUGUCUUUACUUGGGGAUGGCAGUCAUCGUCUCCUUUCAGCGGCUCAAGCAGCUAAGAUGGCAGUAGUAUACAGCCAGUACACUUCCCUUUAUGUGCUGACCAAUGUGGUGACUCAGGGCACCUGCUUGGUAUCGUACAGCUUCUCAGUGAAGUGUCCCACUUCUCAAAGGCAGUCCUUCCUCCUUCAGGCUAAAGAGGCCUUUGAGAUUGGCCUCCUCACCAAAGCGGAAGGUGAACUUGUCACCAGCAAACAGGAGCUUCACACCUUCCUCAAAGCUGCCUAUUCCCUCACCGUCGUUCACAAAUGGCUCCGCACUCGUAAGGCCAUGGAGCAGGCAAAAGAAGCCUGCCAGAUAGCUCUUGGACUCUUUUAUGAUUACUGCCAUGCAGAGAAUCAAGAUAAAGACAGCAUGUGUACUCAAAUCAUGAACCUCAUUGGUCAGGUGAAGCUUCUCUUAGGAGUAGAGCCUUUUCUGAAUUCAGACACUGGGUCUUUUAUCCCUGACAGCUACAGAAGCAUCCAAGACACACCAGUUACUUUCACUCUGGAGGGUUUCACCAAAGUAAUGCAAAGAUUCCAAAAGUAUCAUGAGUCCUUGUGUGAGACCACUUCCAAACGCUGUAAGGGGGCUGAAGAGGAGACCGAUGGAAGGAGGCUUUGUAUAACAUCACUUGGAACAACCAUGGGUUAUCAAGACACAGACUGUGAUACUAAACCUUGUGAAGGGCCAAAAAACACAUCCAGUGAAGAGAUGCCUCAGAAGACAGGUUCUCAAUCAUCUUGUGCUCAUUCAUGUCAAAAGUCUGACCUGGGGAGCACUGAUGAGCUUGGAUCUUCAUGGCAGAAAGUCUCCUUAAGCGGUUCAAGGUCUCCUCAGCCUAGCAGCAGUGGCUACACAGGCAGUGGUGAUGCUGCUGUUGAACAUGUUAGCACCCACAGCCUUCUGACCACUGAGGAUGACAAUGAAAGGUCAGACAGUGAGCUACACUGUGCAGAUAAAAACAAGAAGCGAGACUUGCUUGUUUGUAAUCCUGGUGUGAGUUCCUCUACUGUCCCAAGAUCUGCAACACCUGUUACUUCCCCUUCCAAUGCAAGCAGUGAUUCAGAAAAAUUUGAACUGAUAGAAGCUGCAAUAGAAACACUCGGGAGUGAGGAGGAUUGUAUCGCUGAUGUUGGUGCUGUGGCUUUCAACCAGACAAAAGCAGAAGGAGCAGUACAGUCCUUAUCCCAGCUUACUCUGAGAACAUCCUCCAGCUCCCUUGGUGACAGUUUUAGUUCCCAGUCAUCAUGGGAGAAAAUCUCAGCUGACCAAAUCUCCCCGACAGUUAGAAAGCCACAGACUGUUAGUCUACCAAAAGCAGGAAGCAGCGAGUCAUCAGAGUCCAGUGGGAGCUUCUUCCUUAUGGACACACUUGACUCUGAAUAUGCUGAUUCAGCUCAGGAUCCCAUGUACAAUAACCACACAACUGCAUGUGAACAAAAUGCUGCAACCAAGCCUCAACAUCUGGACCAGAAUGUGGACAGUGAAAAACACGCUGUAACUGAAAACCAUGCUAUCAAGAACACGUACAUACUCCCACAGCCAAACCCAGAACAAUGUGCUUCUACUGACAGAUCCUCAGAGAGUUCAUUUGAGAUGGUGAUGGAAAAUCAUAGUGAACCCUCACGCAAUGAAGGCACUCAGACUAAAGAUGCAAGGAACCCUCAGUGCUACAGCUGCCUUAUGCAUAGCUUUGUGGAUAGUAGAGCUCUAGAGAAACAGUAUUUUCUUGAAGAGCAGGACUACCAUGCCCUCUUGGCUGGGGUUUGUCAUGAGUGUUUGCUGAAGAGGUUGAACAGUGACAAGACACAGUUUAAAGUCAAAACACACAGAACUGCCCACAAUGCCCUUCAUCUGAAGUUCUCCAAGGCCACAGGACUAUGGACAGCCAGGGAGACCUGUGUGUAUAUCGGAGAGCCAAUGAAUAAGGAAGGCACUCAGAGAACGGCAAUAUGGGUACAGUUUUUACAUCAGGAGGAGAGAUUAAGCUGCUAUGUCGGGAAAGACUACAAGAACCCAAAGGAGAUCCAGUUCCACCUGAAAGAUGUAGAGAGACAGAUGACGGCCCAGUACUAUGUGACUGAAUUCAACAAGAGUCUGUAUGACAAAGAGGUCAUGGCUCAGAUCUUCUUCAUUCCAUCAGAAGCACUAUUGAUCCUGCAGGGAAAUAAGAUAGUGGGCUGUGUGACAGUGGAGCCCUACAUGCUGGGAGACUUUGUCAAACUGACCAACAACACUAUAAAGAAAGACAUGAGGUUUCAGGCUACGAAAUAUGGCCUGGCCUUUGGACAUUUCACCUAUCUGUUCUCUGACUGCCAGGAAGUUGUUGUAGACCUCCAAGGCUGGGUCACAGCUAAUGGCAAAGGACUGACCUACUUGACUGAUCCUCAGAUUCAUUCUAUCAAGACCCCCAAGGGCCCCUCUAACUUUGCUGAUAGAGGCCUGAGGGACUUUUUGAAACAGCAACAUGGACCAGAGUGUAAUGACAUUUGUGAUCAUCUCGGACUACCUCCACUGGCCAGAGAGCCUCAAGUUAUUCCUUGGAUGUUUUAAGUUAACAAUAAAUGUACAAUUAUGUUCAGUCUAUUAAGGUGAUACUUUUUAUUUCAAAGCCUUUAAAUGAGUUUAAUGCACUGACGAAUCCAGAAACAGAAAAAUACGCUACAACUAAUGACCAAUGGAUGAUCACUGCUGUAAAUGUCUAUUGCUGCUGCUUAAUAAUUAAACUUGCUUAUGGUGUUUAUUAUAGAGCAGUUUAUAGGUUGGUGUUUUUUUCUUCACACAGUGAACACUCAUGGUUCAAGGAAGGUUGAGGGACCAUAAAGAGUGGAGGAAAAAACACAUUAUUUUCUUAAAGCUCGUAGAAAUUAACAUUUUUGUUAAAAAGUGAAAGUAAAUACAUAACAUACACAAUAUAUUGUUAAUAAAAUGAUAUGACUGCAAAAUGUUUUGUUGUUAGUUACUGUUCCUGCAUGAGAUGAUCGGAUUGCUGUCUGACUGGCUGAGCAGCAUAUGAAGCACCUGAGACAGUGAAUAAAGUAGAACAUGUAGAAUUUUCCCUCCAUCAGGACAAUGUAGAUCUGAUGAGCUAUGGCCUAUUCUGUUUUCACCCCUUUAUUGUCUCCUUUACUUUGUUACAAUCAAGUAACAUGGGAAAAAGGAGCACAUCCAAAUGUAAGUCAAAGCAUGAAUAUAAUCACUCUUAUCAAAUGUAGUCUAUUUGUGAGUGACGUGAUAUAAAUGAACAAAAUACAGAAAUGUACAAAAGCUGCACAUUGAAAUUUGGACACAAAAUCCACUGUUGCCCAUA